Molecule: messenger RNA, 2187 nt
Organism: Tuber aestivum (summer truffle)
Lineage: Eukaryota; Fungi; Ascomycota; Pezizomycetes; Pezizales; Tuberaceae
Source: the annotation of a GenBank genome assembly
CUGUACCAGCAGUGCAGGCAAUUUACCUUACAGUAUGAUAGCUGUCGAAAAUACCGUAUUGGAGUCAUUUGGGACCUGUUUUUCUAUUCGAUCAAAAAUUCCAAGCAUGAUAUCAUACCGGGUCCGUAAAUUAAUGCUUAUUGAUGUCGGAGGAAGGUGUAUGUGGCAAGCACUGGGGAAAUGUUUCCGUACAGGGCAGGGUUUAUUUCAUAGGUUAACCUGUAUUAACCAUUCACUGAAUUUCUUAUGGAUCUUCGUUACAUACGGUACCUACAGUUCAAGUACCGUAUUCGAGCACUUGUACUGACAGACAACCUAUCACACCCGUGCAGUAAAUUAAGCACCAGAAUGAUUGAACCUCACACUUGGACGUUGGAGUUGCCUCUCCAAGCAGGGUCUAUUAUUGUAUUUUUUUUCUUUUCUUCUUUUCUUUUUAUCUGUCUCAGUGGAAUGCCAGAGGCAAGUUUCCUUUUGGAGAUAUUCCCCCCUUUACCGUAUCAAACUGAAAGAGGGGAAUUAUGGAUGUCUUGGCAUGAGCUUCAAUCAUUCCCGGUGCUCGCGGUAGGCUGAAAGCGUUAUGGAAAAAGGAAAAAAGAACCCCAAAGAGGAAAAGAAAAAGAAAAAAAUUAUCGCGCGACCAGUUAAGAUCGACGACCAUUCAUCUCUCCCGAAGCAUUUUUCUUUAAAGAAAGGAGAAUAACUUCAACGAAACAGCCCCAGACGACUUGAGCAUCUGGACCUGAGCCCAGACGAAUAAAGCCCCCCCCUCUCCUUACCCACUAUCCUAAUUCCGGCCUCCAUCGGCCGCACCACACUCGUUUCUUUUCUUUCUCCUCUUCCUCUCCCGUCGUAGUCUGGACCAGACCUUCAACUUUCGCGAAUACCGAGGCCCGUGAUGCACUUCGCACUUCCAGGAAGGAACCAUCGUUCCUCCCCCUUUCCCGCGGGCAGCGUCCCACGAGCAUAUUUUGGUCGAAAAAGACCACUAUGCGCGGUGGUAUUUCUAGCGAUACUGCUGUUGAUAGCCUUUUCCCGGAAUUCAGGAGACAGGAGACCGGAAGGCGCACCUCACACGGUGAUGAUUCUAUUAACCAACAAAACCGGGCACUCAACAAGUUACAUCAACAAGGUGGUGGAGAAUAGAAAGGAAUAUGCUGAAACGCAUGGUAAUCCUCUUCUCCUCUUCCUCACCGUGAAAGAGAGCAACAAUGUGCAAAGCAAAAGAAGCCCCCCCCCAAUUAACAAUGUUUUAGGCUACGGAUUCUUCGCCGGGAACGUUACCGACUACCCCGUCGGCGAGGCACCAAACGGCUGGGCGUGCAUCCCCGCCAUCAGGCACGCCAUGAAGGAAUACAAAUACUCCACCUACUUCUGGUUCCUCGACCAGGACGCCGUAAUCAUGAACCCCUCGCUCUCGCUGGAGCAGCACAUCUUGGUUCCUGGGAGACUGGGCAGCAUUAUGCGUAGGGGUGUACCCGUCGUCCCGUCGAGUACCGUUAUCGAGACGUACAAACACGUCCCCCCUGAGAGGGUGCAGUUCAUCAUCACGCAAGAUGCUGGGGGAUUGCAGCCCGGGAGCAUGAUCAUUAAGGCGGGACCGUGGGCUCAUUACUUGCUUGACGCUUGGUUCGAUCCGAUUUUUAGAAAUUAUGGGUUUCAGAAGGCGGAGCAGCACGCUCUUGUAUGUUCCCGCAUCGGGUCCUCUCCUGACGUGGACCGUCAGCUAACCAACGGCGACUUAUAGGAGCACAUUGUCCAAUGGCACCCUACAGUCCUGACUAAGUUGGCCGUGAUCCCGCAGAAAAUAAUGAACUCCUACCCCGAUGUGCCGGGCCUCGGUGGAACUUACGAGGACGGGGACUUGCUCGUCCGUCUCAAGGGCUGCGCAGAGGUAAAAGGCCGGAGUUGCGAGAAGGAGUUCCAAAAGUACUUGGAGAAGCGGACCCCGUCGGAGUAAAAUUGAUAAUGGAUCACCCGCCUAAUACGCCUCCUUCCCCUGUAUAGAAUUUUUGUCCCAUCUCCAUGUUCCCUCUCUUCCGGUUUGUCAUAUAGUCUCAGCCCUUCUCUUCCAUCUAGGUUUGCCUUGGGUGUUUUCGUUCCUCGCCUGUUUGUUUGUUUGUUUGUUUGUCUGUCUGUCUGUCGGAGGCAGGAGUUGUUAGAACGAUCAAUAGAUGAAUACCGAUGAAU